CGCCCCGGGCCCGCGGCGCCCGCAGCCGAGAGUGCCGGGCGGUGGGGCCUGCGGGUGGGAGCGGGUCUUCACCCGCGCAAAGUCCUCCCCGGCCGCCGGGUUCGCGUUUCCCCAGGUGCUCGCUCGGGUUUUCUGUCCGAGGGGAGCAAGCCAGCCGCGCUGCAGUUUACCGGCCGUGUGUCCGGUAGCAGCGAGGUUUAGGCCGGAGUCUGGCCUGCCAUCCAGCGUGUUAGCGGCCUGUCUGCCCAGCUCGAGGUUUUAAAUCUUUCGGAGUCGCAGGCUAAUAGAUUAUUUAAAAUGUACGGAACAUGGUGUUGACGAGGAUCCCCAGCUGCCAUGCGCUUUAGAUGCACAGGAUGACGACUUCAGGAGCUCUGUUUCCAAGCCUGGUGCCAGGCUCCCGUGGGUCCUCCAACAAGUAUUUGGUGGAGUUUCGGGCCGGAAAAAUGUCAUUAAAAGGAACUACCGUCACCCCAGAUAAACGGAAAGGGCUUGUGUACAUUCAGCAGACGGAUGACUCCCUCAUUCACUUUUGCUGGAAAGACAGGACAUCGGGUAACGUGGAAGAUGAUCUGAUCAUCUUCCCCGAUGACUGUGAGUUCAAGCGCGUGCCACAGUGCCCCAGUGGGAGGGUCUACGUGCUCAAGUUUAAGGCAGGGUCCAAACGACUCUUCUUCUGGAUGCAGGAGCCCAAGACGGACCAGGAUGAGGAGCACUGCCGGAAAGUCAACGAGUAUCUGAACAACCCGCCGAUGCCCGGAGCCCUGGGGGCGAGUGGGAGCGGAGGCCACGAGCUGUCUGCGCUGGGCGGGGAGGGUGGCCUGCAGAGCCUGCUGGGGAACAUGAGCCACAGCCAACUCAUGCAGCUCAUCGGACCUGCCGGCCUCGGAGGACUGGGUGGCCUGGGGGCCCUGACCGGGCCGGGCCUGGCCAGCUUACUGGGGAGCGGAGGGCCUCCGGCAAGCAGCUCUUCAUCCAGCUCCCGGAGCCAGUCAGCAGCGGUCACCCCGUCCUCCACCACCUCCUCCACUCGCGCCACCCCAGCCCCUUCCGCUCCAGCAGCUGCCUCAGCGACCAGCCCGAGCCCCGCGCCCAGCUCAGGUGACGGAGCCAGCACAGCAGCCAGCCCCGCCCAGCCCAUCCAGCUCAGCGACCUGCAGAGCAUCCUGGCUACCAUGAGUGUGCCGGCUGGGCCAGGAGGCGGCCAACAAGUUGACCUGGCCAGUGUGCUGACACCUGAGAUCAUGGCCCCCAUCCUUGCCAACGCGGAUGUCCAGGAGCGCCUGCUGCCCUACCUGCCAUCAGGGGAGUCCCUGCCGCAGACCGCAGAGGAGAUCCAGAACACGCUGACCUCACCCCAGUUCCAGCAGGCCCUCGGCAUGUUCAGUGCAGCCUUGGCCUCAGGGCAGCUGGGCCCCCUCAUGUGCCAGUUUGGGCUGCCCGCGGAGGCUGUGGAGGCUGCCAACAAGGGUGACGUGGAAGCAUUUGCCAAAGCCAUGCAGAAUAGCGCCAGCCCCGAGCAGCAGGAGGGCGAUGGGAAGGACAAGAAGGACGAAGAAGAGGACAUGAGCCUGGAUUAGGUUGCCUCCAGCCACGAGGGCUCAACCCCCAGGUCAUUUGGCCUCAGUAGUGGCGUUUGUGAUCACACCCUCUCACCUUUGCCCCAACGUGCUAAUCAGUAAAAGUCUUUUCUUUUAUCUGCCAA
This is a messenger RNA of Bubalus bubalis (water buffalo), 1705 nucleotides long. RefSeq names its product ADRM1 26S proteasome ubiquitin receptor (gene ADRM1). The coding region runs from base 348 to 1580 and encodes 410 amino acids. NCBI's taxonomy places the organism in Eukaryota, Metazoa, Chordata, Mammalia, Artiodactyla, Bovidae. Gene Ontology annotation, molecular function: endopeptidase activator activity; proteasome binding; ubiquitin binding. Gene Ontology annotation, cellular component: proteasome regulatory particle, lid subcomplex; nucleus; cytoplasm. The transcript is spliced from 10 exons. The record is from RefSeq and is a predicted model, not a curated record. Gene Ontology annotation, biological process: ubiquitin-dependent protein catabolic process.